Messenger RNA from Peromyscus californicus insignis, 1251 nucleotides. It is a transcript of the gene Gadd45g, whose product is annotated as growth arrest and DNA damage inducible gamma. The transcript has 4 exons. Gene Ontology annotation, cellular component: cytoplasm; nucleus. The coding region runs from base 86 to 760 and encodes 224 amino acids. Lineage: Eukaryota; Metazoa; Chordata; Mammalia; Rodentia; Cricetidae. The record is from RefSeq and is a predicted model, not a curated record. Gene Ontology annotation, biological process: regulation of cell cycle.
AUCCCCCGCACCCCUCCCCACGUGGCCUUCUGGCACGAGCCGCGGGCCUGCCGCCUCAUUUGCAUCAGAAAGCGGGCGCUGGCCAAUGGGAGCGCAGCCUCCCGCCAGCUGGCGGCGGCGCGCGGGCCGGUCUAUAAAAGGACUCGCGCGGCCGGGCCUGGCGCACUCGCUGGUGGUGGGCGCGCGGCUCGGGUUGUGGGGCUCCUUGCCUGCGCUCGGGUUCCCUCGGUUCCCUCCGCACUCUUCACUUUUGGAUAACUUGCUGUUCGUGGAUCGCACAAUGACUCUGGAAGAAGUCCGUGGCCAGGACACAGUUCCGGAAAGCACAGCCAGGAUGCAGGGCGCCGGGAAAGCGCUGCACGAACUUCUGCUGUCGGCGCAGCGCCAGGGCUGCCUGACCGCUGGCGUCUACGAGUCCGCCAAAGUCCUGAAUGUUGACCCCGACAAUGUGACCUUUUGCGUGCUGGCUGCCGAUGAAGAGGAUGAGGGCGACAUAGCGCUGCAGAUCCAUUUCACGCUGAUACAGGCGUUCUGCUGUGAGAACGACAUUGACAUCGUGCGCGUGGGUGAUGUGCAGCGGCUAGCGGCGAUCGUGGGUGCCGACGACGAGGCGGGUGCGCCAGGAGACCUGCACUGCAUCCUUAUUUCGAACCCUAAUGAGGACACGUGGAAGGACCCUGCCUUGGAGAAACUCAGCUUGUUCUGCGAGGAGAGCCGCAGCUUCAACGACUGGGUGCCCAGCAUUACACUUCCCGAGUGACAGUCUGGCAGGGACCUUGGUCUGAUCGACUUGGUGACGCUCUAGCGCGCUGCUGGCUCUGGAGCGGCCCUCCGAGGGCGCUCGAGUGCGCAUGGAGACUGGCGGGCGGUGUUGCCUGGAGAGCGAGGAGCGAAGGCUCCCAAGAAGGGGGCCUGGCGGCAGCGGGGACACCUUGUUCCGAGCCCGGGACUCUGCCAGUGUCCAGAGAGGCUGCUAGCACAGGAAGGCCUAGGCAGGGACGUUGGCCGCAGGGCCGGGAAGAACCGACUGGUGAGGCAGGCGUGACUCAGCAGCCUUCCAGUGAAAGGAGGGGAAAAGGCAAGGCACGUGGCCUGGACUUGGUACGGCUGCAGGAGUGGCCAGCUGCAGGAGCGAGCCGGACUUCGCAGGCUGCACUGCUCUUUCCAAAACGGAUCCUGGGCAAUGCUUUCAUUUUCUAAAGGACGCUAUCGUGGAAGCUUUGAGUUUCACAAUAAACUUAUUGAAACAAA